Messenger RNA from Silurus meridionalis, 3593 nucleotides. It is a transcript of the gene dzip1, whose product is annotated as DAZ interacting zinc finger protein 1. The coding region runs from base 557 to 3211 and encodes 884 amino acids. The record is from RefSeq and is a predicted model, not a curated record. Gene Ontology annotation, cellular component: ciliary basal body; cytoplasm. Gene Ontology annotation, biological process: cilium assembly. The transcript is spliced from 19 exons. Lineage: Eukaryota; Metazoa; Chordata; Actinopteri; Siluriformes; Siluridae.
UUUCCCACUUCCCAUACGGUUUUCCUUUUUGUUGUUGUUGUAUUUUUAAGAAAUUUUCCGUCUUCACCGCUACAUAAUCCGGUUGAGUCUGAUUCGGAACCAUCUUUGUUAGUUGGAAUCUGCUCUCUAAAAAGAGUUUUUCACGGUUGAUUCCUUCGCCAGUCCUUUGGAAACGUUGGUUAGCUUUUGGUUCAAACCUUUGCUACUAUAUAAUAUUUUAGAUUUGUAUAUGUAACACUCUGGUAUGGUGUGGAAACGUAAGAAAAGCAAAGUCAUUGUAUGGUUUCGAGUUUUUUUUUAUAUGACUGCAAACCUGAAACAGUCCGAAACACGCGUCUUUGUUUUGUCCUGCAACUUUUCUUAACUUGAUGGUUUGGAGGUGAAGAAGCUAGCGGUUUUGUGGUUCGCUCGGUAAUGAACGCAGUGUGUAGGCCACGCGUGGAUGUUUCCAUGGACACUGAGAGGACGUGCUGAUCCGGCGCCGGCGCUCAGUCUGGAGCGGAACCGCUGCUGAAAUGCAUGUUACUGUUCCUCUGAGGCUCCAUUACAAUACAGCAUGCCAUUUUACAGCAGUGUCUACUACCCGUUUUCACCAGAACCACACAAAACUCAUGCAACAACAGGGAUUCCUACUUUGUUGAACUCCCCGGGGAACCAGACAUCCUCAGGUGACCAGAGCAGACCUGCUAGCUUGGCCAUGUCAGCAGCCUCCGUUUCUGCACCAUUCAAGUUUCGUACCCGACGCGAGAGCGUGGACUGGCGUCGGAUUAAUGCAGUUGAUGUGGACCGUGUGGCUUGUGAACUGGACUUUCAGAUGCUCCAGGAGCACAUUGCAGGGGUGACAUUCUGUAGCAUAGAAGGUGAGCGGUGCCUGAAUUGUCAGAGCCCAGUGGACCCAGCGCUGCUCAAGCUAUUCCGGCUAGCCCAACUCACAAUUGAAUACUUGCUACACUCACAGGACUGCCUGGCUCUUAGCCUUCAGACUGCUGAGGAACAAUUUCAGACAGGGGUCAAAGAGAAGCAGCAACUCCAGGUGCAGCUGCAAAAGCAGAGCCAGGAUAUAAAGUCCUUAAAAGAUGAGCUAAAGCAGCGGAAGAAGAUUAUUGCCUCUCAGCAAGCUAUGAUCAGUGCAGGCCUGAGUAAUUACCAUAAGUGCCAGCAUUGUGAAAAAGCCUUCAUGAACACUUCAUUCCUGCAAAGUCACAUGAAGCGUAGACAUCCAAUGGAGCAUGACAUGAAACUGAUCACUGAUAAUCAGAAGGAUCUUCAGACAUUAAAGUUACAAGAAGAGAUCAUCAGGCUACAGGAUCAGCUAAACCUGGCUAAAUCGGAAAUGGAGGCACAGCAAAAAGAUUACAAUACCAAACAGGAGAAGGAUCUAACUCAGAAACAGGCAGACUUUAUGAAACAGCUGGAGGUCUGGAAGGAAAAUGAGCGUGUACGCAUGAACAGCAGAAUAGAUGAAGUAAAGCAGGCAUGUCAAAAAGACAUGGAGUCCAUGCUCCAGAAAAACCAAAGCCUAGAGAACCAAGUGUUGAAGUUGCAGCAAAGCAGUAAGGUGCUGGAGAAUAUGCAGCCUGUGAAGGGACAAGCUGGAUUUGGGCAGAACAGUGAAGACAAGCAACGGCAGAAGGCUGCCCAACUCCGACAGAAGCUCGAUAAUCAGGAAAUUGCAUGGUCAGCAAAAAUGCAAAAAAUGAAGGAAGAAUUUGAGAGUGAAAAAAAGCAGCUUCAGACAGCAUUGUUUAAGGCACACACCACUGUCUCCAAGGAGAGAAAAAGGGUAGAGAGGCAGGUGAAGAAACUUGAACACAGGCUGGAAGAGCAGACAAAGCUUAUCACAUCCCAAAACAUGCAGAUCAAACAUUUCACUGCAGAUUCCACUAAAUCCAAAUUACACAAAGAAGAGCCUGCAACAGUCCCAGAACCUAAAAAAAGAGUAGUGGUCAGUGAGCAGUCCAGCUUGGUCUAUAAAUUGGAUCCUAUAAUGGAGCUUUCAGAGGAGGACAAAGAUUCAUCAAGCUUCUCUGAAGGCCUUGCAGACCACCAGUCAAGAGAGCAGAAAGUGAAGGAGCUGCUGAAGAAUCCUAGCCUUAAGAGGGACAUGCACUUGGCUGUGCAGCAAAGCCUUAAUGAAAAAUUCUUACAUUUAGGCAUUGAUCCUGAUGUUAGUGGGCUCUCUAAGACAACUUUUGAGAGCGGCAUGGCUCGUGUGGUCUUCGACAGGCGGCAGGGAAGAGAAUAUGCUAAGGUGCGCAAUGAUCUCAUCCAAAAGUUAGAAAAGAGACUUAAGGAAAGGUGCUCAAGUCAACCUGCCAAGUCCAAACCAUCUGAGCAAGCUCGUACUCUACCUCAGGCUAGGUCACAGUCCAACAGUCUUUCUGUUACAGUCACUCGUGUAGUCUCAGGCCCUCCUGCCAAACAGCAAUACACACCACAGUCAGCUCAUCGGAACAACAACGCCAUUCGUCCCACAACCUUGACACAAAUGCCACCACACAGACCAUCUCGAUUCAGUGUACUUGAAGACUCCUCCUCAGAAGAGGAGUCCGAAAAAGACUCUCCUCAGGCACAGAAAAUAAGGCACUCUUCGGGCAGAGUGAAAAGCCACUCCACCGUAGUUCAGCAGCACACUGCUCCCUCAGCUCUAGCUUCAUAUCAGAGCUCUGGAUCUCAACAGGCACCGGUGUUUAGCAUUAGCAAGACGAAUGUGACUGUUGCAGAAAGUGAGAGUGAGUGGACAGAAGGCAGCGAGAUGGAGGAGAUUUCCCUAAAUCAACUGCAGGAACACACAGACCAGAAUGGAAAUGUGCCAAAGACUUCGUCUAGUUAUGUGAAGACACUAAGCAAUAAUUUGGACCAGCGUCCUGCAGACCAAAGCCAUAAAAAAACAGCAGGGGUUUCCAUCCCAGAUAAACCUACUGGAGGCCCUAACACAAAUGAUGCCGUGUGGGAGAUUAAACACACUGAUUUCGAGGAAGAUAAUGAUGAUGACUGGGAUAUUUCCUCUUUAGAGGAUGUUCCUGCCGCACACAAGACCAGUUCUGCCCCUGUGAGGAAGAGCAAAGAGAGUCUUGACACCAGCACUAGUGUGUGGGGAACUUUUACUAGCAAAGGACGAGAGCCAGGUCUUAAAGAUACAGGCACUGGCAGCACUCUGAAAAGCAGUACUGUGACAGUUAGUGACUGGGACGACUCAGAUGGUAUAUAAAUAUAUAGUUUUUAAUAAGCAAUAAUAAUCCUAAAUGUCAGCACAUACAAUUAAAUGGUCUAAACAGAUUUCUUUAUUAUGAAUGCUGCUGAUCAAGCCUCAGAGAUGCUGCACAUCACAUACAUAUAAAUUCAAGUAGCUGUAAUAAUACUCCAAAUUUGAAGAUCCAAACUAUUCAGGGAGCCUUAUUAGCAAUAUUUUUAUUUUCUUUGUAUGUCUUUUAUACAGUGUUACAAGGUGUACAUACAUUUUAAACUUUAUGAAUUUGCUGUAAAUGUUCACACUUUUGUCAUAAAAAAUUGUAUAAACAGUAAAUUUUGUACACACACACUACACCCAGUUCAAGAAAUGAAAUUGUAUUAAAUCCCCACUACAAGGCAAA